AUGGAUAAGCAUCCUGAGUCCCUCAACAAUUCAGUUCCCCUUUCCUGUCUGGCUCUUGUCACAGCCACAUAUCAUUGUGUGUUGGACAGAUUUGCAAAGAAUGGCACAGGAAAGAUGAUGCCUCAAUUCUCCAGCAAGGCUUACAAUUCCAUUUUCCAUGGCAUGAUGAAGCUUUCUCAGUGGGUGAAGGAAGGAUGGGCUGCACUGCAAGAGGUUGAUUUGAGUGUAGAGAGGUACCAGCACAUUCAGUAUGCAAUUGAUGCCAAUGCUCCUGUUCCUGUCAUACCUGCUGUGAACUGUUCCUAG
Messenger RNA from Pisolithus orientalis, 306 nucleotides. RefSeq lists its product as uncharacterized. The transcript is spliced from 5 exons. The record is from RefSeq and is a predicted model, not a curated record. NCBI's taxonomy places the organism in Eukaryota, Fungi, Basidiomycota, Agaricomycetes, Boletales, Pisolithaceae. Bases 1 to 306 code for a protein of 101 amino acids.